GAACCUUUGGAGUUUGAUAUGAUGAUUAGGGAAUAACCGGAGUGACACGUCGCAAACUCUCCAUAAUCAAGAAGACCUUUUUCCCAGGUGGCGAUCUCCAAAAUUGCUCAGUGAGCACCCCUAAUUAACCUGAUUUUUUGCUGAUAAUCACUCACAAUGGAAUCAAAUCACAAAUCCGGGGAUGGAUUGACCGGCACACAGAAAGAAGCCGCCCUCCGUGCAUUAAUUCAGCGAACAGGAUAUAAUUUGAUCCAGGAAAAUGGGCAGAGGAAAUAUGGAGGCCCACCACCUGGCUGGGAUGGCCCUCCGCCAGAGCGGGGGUGUGAGAUCUUUAUUGGGAAGCUGCCCCGAGACCUCUUUGAAGACGAACUUAUACCACUGUGUGAAAAAAUUGGCAAAAUCUAUGAAAUGAGAAUGAUGAUGGACUUUAAUGGCAACAACAGGGGCUAUGCCUUUGUGACCUUCUCGAAUAAACAGGAGGCAAAGAAUGCAAUAAAGCAACUCAAUAAUUAUGAAAUUAGGAAUGGGCGUCUCCUUGGAGUCUGCGCCAGCGUGGACAACUGCCGCCUGUUUGUGGGAGGGAUCCCCAAAACAAAGAAGAGGGAGGAAAUUUUAACAGAGAUGAAGAAAGUCACGGACGGAGUUGUGGAUGUCAUUGUCUACCCUAGUGCAGCUGAUAAAACCAAAAACCGGGGUUUUGCUUUUGUGGAAUAUGAAAGCCAUCGGGCAGCAGCCAUGGCCAGGAGAAAAUUGCUCCCAGGAAGGAUCCAACUGUGGGGACAUCCUAUUGCCGUUGACUGGGCAGAACCAGAAGUGGAGGUGGAUGAAGACACCAUGUCAUCAGUAAAAAUUCUCUAUGUGAGAAACCUCAUGCUCUCAACCACUGAAGAGACCAUAGAAAAGGAGUUCAACAACAUCAAGCCAGGUGCAGUAGAAAGAGUAAAGAAAAUUAGAGACUAUGCUUUUGUGCAUUUUAAUAAAAGAGAAGAUGCGGUUGAAGCUAUGAAAGCCUUGAAUGGGAAGGUGCUGGAUGGGUCCCCAAUCGAGGUGACAUUAGCCAAACCUGUUGACAAAGACAGCUAUGUCAGAUACACCCGGGGCACAGGCGGCAGAGGUACCAUGCUGCAAGGAGAAUACACCUACACCUUCGGACACGUGUAUGACCCCGCCACCGCCUACCUGGGUGCCCCAGUUUUCUACGCACCCCAAGCCUAUGCUAUCCCCAACCUCCACUUCCCUGCCACCAAGGGGCUCAGCAACAGGAGCAUCAUCCGGCCCCCAUCCAUCCGAGAAAUUUACAUGAAUGUACCUGUAGGGGCUGCGGGAGUUAGAGGACUGGGAGGUCGUGGCUACCUGGCGUACACGGGCCUCGGGCGCGGAUACCAGCUCAAAGGAGAAAAGAGGGGAGAGGAUAAACUCUACGACCUCUUGCCAGGAAUGGAGCUCACGCCGAUGAACCAUGUCACACUAAAGCCCCAAGGGAUCAAACUUGCUCCUCAGAUCUUAGAAGAAAUCUGCCAGAAAAACAACUGGGGACAACCUGUUUACCAGCUCCACUCGGCAAUUGGCCAAGAUCAAAGACAGCUCUUCCUGUACAAAAUCACCAUCCCUGCCCUUGCCAGCCAGAACCCCGCCAUACAUCCCUUCACACCACCCAAGCUCAGUGCCUAUAUUGAUGAAGCCAAAACCUAUGCAGCAGAAUACACCCUUCAGACGCUGGGGAUUCCCGUGGAGGGAGCAGAGGUGCCUCCUGCCGCACCAGCUUUUCCAGGUAUGGGAAGGAUAUACUAUUGCCAACGCAGCUGCAACAGUUACAGCCACUCAGCUCAAACAAGCGGUGACUAUGGGACAAGAUUUAGCGACAUACGCAGCCUAUGAAGCCUACCCUGCCUUCGCAGUUGCUGCACGCAGUGAUGGCUACGGAGCAUUUUAAUCAUCUCUUUAAUCGAGUUCCCUUCAAUUGAGCACAGGCAAAAAAAAAAAAAAUCUCAGUUGGGCAAUACUUACACCCUCAUGAUUUGAAACUAAUCUAUAGCCUAAAGUUAGAUGUUAGUCAGAGUUUCAUUCUGUAGUUCUUUAGAUUCAUAACAGGAUAUCUGGGGGGAAAGGAGAAAUAAACAAUUUUUUCAAAAUCAGAUUUUCACACUAGAAAGCAAAAUCACAGCCCAGAAAACAAGUGGUUCUCAAGUAUGUGUAUAUACAUACGUAUAUAUCUCUGUAUAUGUAUAUAUACAUACACACCAUAGUGUGUGUGUGUGUUUACAAACAACAACCUGUGCUGAAAACAGUUGUCCCAUGGACAUUGUGACAUGGGGCCCAGGAAGGAUGGGGUGUCUCCAGCAAGCCCCUCCGUGCAUCAGUUCUCCUCUGUUCACCCCAAACUGUGUCAAGCCAGGCAGAGCAGUGGGUGAAAUGAAAGGCUGCCUUUGGCCACACAGACGUCUCCAGUUUGCCGCUCUGCCUCCGAGCAUCCCCUGCCACCAGUGCUAUGGGGAUGUGUUCAGGCAUCUCAAGCAUCUUUUAAAUCCAUUCUGGCACAGCCAAGGAAAAAAGACAUUUAUCAUAAAUGAGUCUGCCCAGCCUAACAGGCUAGUUUGUACACUCUUGAACACUAAUUUGAUUUUUAAAGCAGGAGGCAAGCAUUCAGCAGAGCUUUCCUUCUUACUUUGCUACUUCCCAGCCAUACCUACAAGCUGCAAAACAGCAAACAACAGCAUAUUUUUUCCACCUCCCAUCAAAUGGCACAUUCAGUGAAAGACAGGAAAACUUUUAGGACUAUUAAGGUUGAGACCAGAAAAGUGCCGUUCAUUAGGGCCCAUUGUCUACUUAAUUAGAGCACAAGAGCUCACAGCCACAGCCCAGUAAUAAUAGGCACCUCUACAGGAAUAAAAUUACAUACAAGGAGUCUUUUCAACAGGUUGUAAAGAGCUCCGACUGCCUAUCAACAUGGCUUUACACCUUAAAUAAAGGCUGCUGGCUGCUGCAAUUCUUGCAAAAAUUAAUUUAGUGAAAGAGGGUUCAUGUCAACAGUAAACGCACCUCUUGUUUUGCAGAGCACCAGUGUUGGUGUUGUGUUUGAAUGCUUUGGGGAUGCUGAGAACAUCCUUCGGUUUACAGCAUCACCCACUUAUUUUUGCCAUCUGGCUGAGGCAGGAGUAAUGAUGCUGUAGAGAUAGAGCAGAAACCCAGUGUUAGAUAACUAAAGCAGACAUGUUAAUCCUAUAUAAUAUAGCCUAUAUAGUAAUGUACACUAAGAAAACUUAAACCUGCUCAGCCAAAAAGAAUCCACCCUUUCUGGGGGACAAUUUACAACUGGGUUGAUGGUGCCCAUUGAUCCUAACAGAUCUGGCCCCAAAUAUUUCAUCCAUUCAAGCCAUUUCUAGUGGAGCUUUUCCCAUACAUCCCAAAGCUGUACAAAGCACGUUGGGCUGUGACAAGACGUUGACUACCAGCAGCUAAGUGUUUUCUAUUCUUAUGCUUUGGCUGACUCAAUUUCAGUAGGAAUGGAACAAAACCACAUAAGCUGUAUAGUUUGCAGUCCUAUUAGACCCUUUAUUUUUAUAAAGUAGCUCAUUAGGGUGAUCCUAAAGGUAUUACAAGCCCUCUGUGGUAGCUGUUCAACACACUUCACUUCACAGAAAACAAACCUGGUCACAGAGGGUGAAAUAACCGAGAGUGUUAUGGGUGUUGUGGCUUUAUUUUCUCUUCUGUCUAUGUCUUUUAAGUUGUGUUUGACUGCCAACGAGUAACAUAUCCAUGAAUGUUUCUCUUUCUGAAAGACUACCGUUGACAGUAACUUUCUUACUUUCCAUGUUCAGUAACUUUAGUCUGCUUUUUCAGCUAUUUAUAUAAGUUCAGAAGGAUGUCAAAGAAAAAGGGAAGAAUCAGUAUUAAAAAGUGUGUGCAUGAAGCACUUAUUUUUGUACGCGUAGUACAAUAUUUGUAUAGAGUUUUAAUACUAUGAAGUGUAGUGAAAAAAAUCACACUAUCCAUUUACUGGAGGACAAUCAUUUAUGUUUAAACAGAAUGAAGUGAAAAUGGCAUCUCAUUCAUCCAUUACAAGGAAAUUAGAACCGGGAUUAAAUUCUGUGAAGCAAGACUAAUUCUAGAGUAAUCCAAGGUCAUUAACUGGACUUUGAAAUAUCAUUAAAACUCUUUAAACCAA
This is a messenger RNA of Phalacrocorax carbo (great cormorant), 4165 nucleotides long. The record is from RefSeq and is a predicted model, not a curated record. NCBI's taxonomy places the organism in Eukaryota, Metazoa, Chordata, Aves, Suliformes, Phalacrocoracidae.